Hemicordylus capensis (graceful crag lizard) is the source of this 2192-nucleotide messenger RNA. RefSeq lists its product as uncharacterized. The record is from RefSeq and is a predicted model, not a curated record. The coding region runs from base 1 to 765 and encodes 254 amino acids. Lineage: Eukaryota; Metazoa; Chordata; Lepidosauria; Squamata; Cordylidae. The transcript has 4 exons.
AUGAGUGAAGCUCGGCUUUGCCAGUGCCUAGCAGGAGCGAAUCGGAGGAAACUCUUCUUGCCCUUAGAGAAGACCACACAGCCUCCGGAGCGUUCCCGGCUCUUCCUGCCUGCAAGUGGCUCAGGUUCUUCCAACUGCCGGCAGGCGGGGGACAGAGAAGGACGGUCUUUGUGUGCCGGCGGCGUCCCACCCGAACAAGGGCGUGCCGGGGAGCGUGGCUUUGGAGAGGCGGGGAGACGGACAAGUACGCGAGGAGAUGGAGUGAGGCGACUGCCUGCACCGCCCCGGCACCUGCUCUCCGCUGCUUGCAGUACGGGCGGCGCGCGCAGGGACAGAAAGAGGCGAGAGUCCACCUGUAAUUCCCCUAGAUCAAAGCGGGAGGCAGAGCUGAGCCCUGCGGAGAAAAGGGAGCGGGAGGGAGACCGGCAGUCUCCAGGACUAGCUCGGGAAUGGAGCCCUGCAGCUGAAAAGCGGCGGGGAAGUUUUUCUGCCUCCCUCCACCUUUCUGAUUCCUGCUGUACUCCUGCUUGGUCACAUGCAAAUACGACAAUGGAAUACGUGACCGCAGCCCGUGCCAGCAUGGCCUUCUCCUCUGUUUGCAUUGGAACACCUGCAGGACUACCAGCAGCAAGGUGGAUGGACUCGAUUACAAAAGCAGUGAGUGCACCACUGAGAGACCUUAAAGGCCAAGUUGAAGACAGAUCAUCCUGGAGAGAAUCUAUCUAUGUGGUCGCUAAGCGUCAAAACCGACUUGAUGGCACUUAAUCAAUCAAUAAAUAUACAGGCAAAGCAUGAGGUGAAGGGCUGCAGUCUCUGCUACCUCUCGUCAGAUCUCCACAGAAGCUCUGUAUCCCAGUUCCCUCUCUUUGUCUGUUCCAAACUGCGAACUGCUGUUUCUUCGUAUAAUACCUCCACACCUUACAUCAGUCCCUCUUCUAAGUUGAGAGAAGGAAAGCUACUUUCUGAUGGUGAACACUCAAGACAGACCUUCAGAUACAGGAGAACCUGGUUACUCAUGUGGGUUCCAUUCCUUGCCUACUACUGCGAGUAACGGAACUGCGAGUAACAAGGCAUUAUGGCUAUGGGGAAAGGGGGGUUAUGUUCCAGGGUGGAGGGGGGAAAAUUAAAUGGCCAAUAACUUACUGUGGCGUGCUCUGCGUGUCCCCCAUGUGCCAAAUUAAAUGGCUAAAAACUUACUGUGGUGUGCUCCACAUGUCCCCCAUGUGCCUAGGAAUACCUCCCAAAGAACGAAAUGCCUUGAAAAACUGUGGGGGAAAGUCCGAUUUUGAGAAGGAAAGAGCCACAAAAUGGCUUCUUUAGACAAAAUGGAGAGCACAAGUAACUUCUGCAGUCACUUCUGGCGCUCUAGGAACUGUGGAUAUGUGGGUUUUCCCCCCAUCAUAUCCGUGGAUACUGGAAACGGGUGUCUAGUAGACACCUCAUGGAUAUGCCUGGUGAGCCAGCGUGUUGUAGUUGUUAGAGUGCUGGACUAGGACCGGGGAGACCCGAGUUCAAAUCCCCAUUCAGCCAUGAAACUAGCUGGGUGACUCUGGGCCAGUCACUUCUCUCUCAGCCUAACCUACUUCACAGGGUUGUUGUGAGGAGAAACUCAAGUAUGUAGUACACCGCUCUGGGUUCUUUGGAGGAAGAGCGGGAUAUAAAUGUAAAAAUAAAUAAAUAAUUUUUUAAAAAACAACAACAACACGCAGAACUGCAAAUAGUGGUUCUGUGAAUAACUAGAUUCUCCUAUAUCUCCCAGCCAUCAGCUACCAUUAAGGAAACAUCACUCAAACACGUCCCUGGGCUCCUUACCAGUAAUCUCCCUAACAAAAGGAAUGCCUGGCCAGUAGGCAUAACAAUAUAUUUUCUCCAUCCUAUAUGCAUGAAAUGCUUGCUUGGAGCAAAUCCACUUUGCCAUUUCUGUUGUUCCUGUAGAAGAGGGUUGAGUGAAUUCCUGUUUUAUCGAAGCAGGAAAGACCAUAUACUGGGGUGUUUAUUUAUUUAUUUACAUACAUUAUUUACAUCCUGCCCUUCCUGUACAAUACAGCUUGGGGUGGCUCAUAAAAAUGGUAAAACAGUCAACAUGAUAAGACAUAUACAAUAUAGCAGGGGUUCUCAACCUGUGGAGCUCCAACAUAUUGUCGUUAUGUUGCCGAACUACAAUAUAGUAGUAAUAAAAUAAGUAAAAACAG